This is a messenger RNA of Cannabis sativa, 1482 nucleotides long. Its product is annotated as heavy metal-associated isoprenylated plant protein 9. The coding region runs from base 313 to 1287 and encodes 324 amino acids. NCBI's taxonomy places the organism in Eukaryota, Viridiplantae, Streptophyta, Magnoliopsida, Rosales, Cannabaceae. The record is from RefSeq and is a predicted model, not a curated record. Gene Ontology annotation, molecular function: metal ion binding. The transcript has 5 exons.
CUCCCUCUCUUUUUUUACUAGCUAAUUCAGCUUUUUGGAACUUGAAAUAAUAUCCUCAAAAAAAAUAUAGUAAUAAUAAAAUAAUAAACUUUUCUUUUGUAUGCUUAUUAGUGGCAACACAUGUGAUCAAGAAGAGGAAUAAUUUCACAUAGUUUUCCUUUUCAUGUGAAGAGAAAAACCUCUCUAGUAGUAUAGUACACUCCAUAUAUAUAUAUAUCCAUAUCAUUACAUAUAUAAUUCUCUCAUACAUUUUUUGUGUUCAAGUUUGAUCAGUUAUAAAAGGUUAUUACAUUAUUAUUGAAGAAAAAAAUAAUGGGUGAAGAAGCUAAGCAACAAGAACAAGCUAAAGAAGAAGCUAAGCCAAUUGAAGUAAUUGAAGAGAAGAAAGAAGAUAAAGAAGAAAAGAAAGUAGAAGAAGAAGAGGCUAAACCACAACCACAACCACCACCACCACCAUCUCCUUUUAUUUUGUUUAUUGACUUACAUUGUGUAGGUUGUGCUAAGAAAAUUGAAAGGUCUUUAAUGAAAAUUAGAGGAGUGGAGGCAGUUGGUAUAGAUUUUGGUAAAAAUGAAGUGAGUAUAAAGGGAAUAGUGGAGCCUCAAGCAGUGUGCAACAAAAUCAUGAAAAAGACUAAAAGAAGAGCUAAAGUGUUGUCCCCAUUACCAACUGCUGAGGGUGAACCUAUGCCUCAAGUUGUCACUUCACAGGUUGAUGGACCAGUUACUGUUGAACUUAGUGUAAAUAUGCACUGUGAGGCUUGUGCAAACCAACUUAAGAGCAAGAUACUCAAAAUGAGAGGAGUUCAAACAGCUGUAACUGAGCUGAGUAGUGGGAAAGUCAUAGUAACAGGAACAAUGGACGCAACCAAAUUAGUGGAAUAUGUUUACCGACGCACAAAGAAACAAGCCACUAUUAUCCCACAGCCUCAGCCUGAACCCGAACCUGAACCUGAACCUGAAAAGAAAGAAGAAGAGGCUGAAAAACCACCACCAUCGAAAGAAGAAGAAAAUAAACCACCACCACCACCGCCGGAAGAAGAAGUAAAGAAAGAGGAGGAAAAACCACAAGAAGAUCAAGAUCAAGCAAGUAAAGAAGAAAAUAAGGAAAAUAAUAAUGGUGAAGAUAUGAUGAUGAUGAUGAACCAUAAUAAUGGUGGGUAUGGAAGUGUUGAUGAAGAGAAUAUGAAGAGAAUGAUUCACUAUUAUCAACCUCUAUAUGUUAUUGAAAGAAUCCCAGCUCCUCAGUUGUUUAGUGAUGAGAAUCCUAAUGCAUGUUGCAUUUCAUAAUAAUAAUAAUAAUAAUUAUAUAUAAUAAUAACACAAAAAAAAGUUAUAAUUAAGAUGUACAAUGUAUGAUGAAUAUUAUUACUACCACUAAUUAAUUAUAAUUAUAACCAGUACUUGUGAUGAUAGUAUUUUUAAUGUCAACAAGUUUGGUGGGUAGUAAUGAAUAAUGGUUAAUUAUUAAUUAAUUGAUUUAAU